Messenger RNA from Owenia fusiformis, 1358 nucleotides. The record is from the annotation of a GenBank genome assembly. NCBI's taxonomy places the organism in Eukaryota, Metazoa, Annelida, Polychaeta, Sabellida, Oweniidae.
CGUCACAAUGCUACAAUCCUUAUAAUAGAAACAACGUUGUGGCAACACAACUCUGGAGUUGUUGAAAUAUUAUGCUACUGUUAUGCUACCUCCGCGAGAGAGAGUUGCAAGAAAGAAGAAAGCAAUCAUGGAGAGUCUAAAAGCAGAUUCAUUGACGGAAUCGCUACAGAUUUUGCCGGCGAUUGAGGCAAAACCACGCAGUAUGCUACCAUCUUUGGAUACGCUGUAUGGACGAUCAAAACAUUUGAUGAAUAACAUGCCUCUGGAGAAAAAGACGUUCGAGAAACUUUCCAGCGCUUCAGAUAAACUGAAAAAUCCGUUGGAGACCGCUAUCUUUGGCGCUUUGGCGGCGCUACCAAACAAAAACGGCAAAACUAGGAAAGAAGUUGCUCCACAUAUUCCCUCGGGAAAAGAAGGAGGGCUCAUCAGUAAAGACAAUUCCUGCCCAAUGUGUUGUAGCUAUCACAUGAUGCAGACAAUGAAAAAGGUGGAAGAAACCAAAAAGCUGUUGUGUUACUCAGCUAAGCCAAAGCUAAAAAAGAAACCCAGGAUCAAAGACAGCUUGGAAAAGACUGUGUCCAAAGACAUCAAAAACAAUUUCCGAACUCAGUAUCCCAUCUCCGCCGUCGUGGUUCGCUGGAGACAACUGCGCUCAGUUAACCGGAACUUUGACACAUAUGCCCUCUAUUAUAUUCUCUCGCAAUUUGGGACCGUCGUCAUUUUGGACAUUUUGAGCGCCAACAGCGCAUGCGUUGUAUUUGAUGACAUCAGAGACAGUUGUGCCUUGGUUGAUCGAAAGAGAAUCGGAGAUCCGUCAACGGGGUUGUUUUGUUACUGGUAUCAUGUGUCUAUGAAGAACAAGACGUUUAGAAGCCAGAGAGGGCGUAUCAAGAGUGUAAAAGAUCCGUUUGUGAAAUGAACAAGGAACUAAGUUACCAGCUGUAUAGACUAGCCUACUAUUGACAAAUAUGUGAAAAAUACGAAUGAAAUAUUAAAUAGACAAAUAUCUCGCUUUUAAUCUCAUUGUUGUGACGCAUGUUUCUAGUACAAUUUGUGUCCUGAGUGUAACUCAAAGUUAAAUACUUUUAAUUUUCAUAGAAAGGUGGCAGCAUAAAAUAAUUAUACAGUAUAGUGCUGCCCUCUAACAAUAAAAUAUUGCGUUGUUUUUAACUUUGUAUUUAUCUAACGUGAGGAAGUUUUCCAUUAAGGUUUUCAAAGAUUGAUAAGAAAUACAUAUCUGUUUAAGUUCUAGAGUUAGCACAAGGGGCAAACUUGAAGAACAUAAACACAAUCAAAAUGUCACUUAGCAAUCUAAUAUCAACAUCGGAUUAAACCAUCAAAUGACCUAAUCAAUAAAC